Messenger RNA from Fragaria vesca subsp. vesca, 856 nucleotides. RefSeq lists its product as uncharacterized. The record is from RefSeq and is a predicted model, not a curated record. The transcript has a single exon. Lineage: Eukaryota; Viridiplantae; Streptophyta; Magnoliopsida; Rosales; Rosaceae. The coding region runs from base 130 to 639 and encodes 169 amino acids.
UAAAGAGACUCCUCUUCUCUCUCUCCUCCCUCCUCCUCUCUCUCUCUCUCUCUCUCUCUCCCUCCUCUCUCUCUAUGAGAGAGACCGGUAGUUUAAGAUAGAGAGGAGCUGCGUCUGCUUCAGCUAGAGAUGAAGAACGCAAUCCGAUGCUGCAUCUCUUGCAUUCUACCAUGCGGAGCUCUCGACGUGAUCCGAGUCGUUCACUGCAACGGCCGAGUGGAAGAGAUCAGCGGCUCCAUCCGCGCCAGCGAUAUCAUGAAAGCUCACCCCAAGCACGUCCUCAAGAAGCCCUCUUCCUCGCCGUCAGAUCACGGCGGUGUCGUCCCCAAGAUCGUGAUCGUUCCUCCCGACGCCGAGCUCCAGCGCGGCAAGAUUUACUUCCUCAUGCCAGUUCCUUCCGAGAAGACGACGACGAAGUCGACCAGAGUGAAGAAGAGGAAAGUCGAGGCGGGAAAUAAGGACAGCUCCAACAGCGUCGUUAUGAACAGUAUUGCCAUGACCAACCUUCUGAUAUCGGAUCAGUACUUGAGUGAGAUACUGUCGGAAAAGGUUUCUACGCAGAGGGAUCGGCGGCGAGGACGUGUCGGUGUGUGGAGGCCUCACUUAGAGAGUAUAUGCGAGUCACCAAGUGAUGUGUGAUCAUAGUCGCCGGCCGGUGAUCUUCUUCUUAUGAUUCAUUUUGAAGGUUCAUCAUCUACUAGGGUUGCAAAUGAAGUACUUCUUUUCUAUUCUUUCUACCUUUUUAAUUUCUUUUUUCUUUUUUAACUUCUUUUCUUUGUAUAUAUGGGAACUAAUAGGAAAAGCGAAAUAAUGCAAACCAAGGCUGGGAUCUCAUGGAUAUUUUGGAUUAUAUAUA